AUGGGUAAGAAUAAAAAGUCAAGAAGUCGUGAUCGUUCAGAGGAGAGAACAUCGAAAAGGCUGCGGAAGCUGGAGGACAAGAUGGAGGAAUUGACGUCAGGAUUUGCUCAAAUCAAAGAUGUUAUGUUGAGGCGUAGUCGAUCGUACUCAGUUUCAGAAGAAGCUGACGUGGAAGGAACUGGAAGUGGUGAUGAUAAGUCGGUCGAGGAAGUGGACGCUAGUGUGGAACCUAGAGAGUCCAGUGCACCGGAACAAGAGACAAUUAAAGACAAGGAAAAUGAAAGUCCUUGGGACCUAGACGCUGAUGCCCUCCGUAUUCUUGGUGAAGAACCUGUUGAAGAAAAACCUAUGUCUGAGGUGAAGGAGUCGUUGUUUGAGAAGUAUCCUCGAAAGGGAAAACUCUCUUUCGAACCUCCGAUUCUAAAUGAAGAAGUUGCAGGUAAUUUGAAAGAAUCGGUGCUGAAGCGAGAUAAAUAUUUUUGUGCAACACAAAUGUUAGCCGGAUCAGCCUUGGCGGCUUUAGCUCCAGUAAUUGAAUCCUUAGCAACUCUCAAAGAUUCAGAUAGUAUUAAAAGGCUAGAACAAGUUUGGGAUGCUGCCGAAUUACUGAUUGAAAUUCACAAAUCUCAAACAGUCGCACGCAGGGCUUGUAUUUUACCAACAUUAUCUAAGCAAAAUGAAACCAACCCCACUAAAGAAACCAUAUGGUACUUCUGGUUCUUUAAACUCCAAGAGCUCGUCGAGUCGGAAGAAGUCAGCGCCUCAGACGAGCGGAAAGUAUUCAUCGAUGAGGAAACCACUGACUUCCAAGUUCCCGACAAAACAAUCAUCAUAUCCCAAGUCCAGUCAUUAUCGCCGGCACCAACGGUCUCAGAACCAUUAAUCACAGAUAAUGUUUGCAUUAAAGGUAAUAAGAUACCCUUUGAAUCAACUCCUAUACAAACUUGUCCACCAUCUGAAAAGUUUUGGUCGGAUCAAGAGCUGACAAACAUCCAAUCAGAGAUUAGUGAAUUGUUAAUGAAAGGUGCAAUUAAGGAAGUGGAAGAGAUUCCAGGACAGUUUUUGUCUCCUUCCUUUUUAGUCCUUAAAACAGAUGGUCAACAGAGGUUUAUUCUUAAUUUAAAGGAUUCAAAUAAGUUUAUCAAUGUGGAACACUUCAAACUCGAGGACCUUAGAUCGGCUUGUAAUCUUUUGGAUCGAGAUAUCUUCAUGGGGACUAUUGAUCUUAAAGACGCGUAUUUUUUGAUUCCAGUAUGGAAAUUGCAUCGAAAAUUUUUAAGAUUUGUUGUUCAAGGAAAACUUUAUGAGUUUGUUUGCCUACCCUUUGGCCUAUGUACAUGCCCAUUGACAUUUACCAAACUGUUGAAGCCAGUAUUAAACUAUCUUCGUCUAAAAAGGUUCUUGUCAGUAAUAUAUUUGGAUGACUUUUUAUGUUUAGGUCACUCAGUUGAGGAGUGUAUGGAGAAUUUACAUCAAACGAUUAAUCUACUCGAGAAAUUAGGUUUUAUAGUCAAUUUUAAAAAGUCCAAAUUGAACCCUGAAAGAAGAUGUAAGUAUUUGGGAUUCAUAUUGGACUCUUCCUUGAUGAGGGUAGAGCUUCCGGAAGAGCAAAAACUUGCAGUACAAAAACAGAUCAAAGACCUUAAAAAGAAGAGUACAAUAAAGAUUCGCGAAUUUGCUAAAGUUAUAGGUUCAGUGGUAGCUUGUUAUUCAGCGGUGGAGUACGGUUUGCUACAUUGCAGAUCGUUUGAGAAAGCAAAGAUCCGAGCGUUAGAGAAAAAUAGAGGUUAUUUUGAUGCAGUGAUGACAAUUCCUAAAUCUGCUCUCACUGAGUGGGAUUGGUGGUUAAAAACUUUACCAAAUGCUAGUAGGAAAAUAAGAAAUAAUCAUUAUGAGAGAACGGUUUACUCGGAUGCAUCUUCAUUUGGAUGGGGGGCUUUUUGUGAAGGUGAAAGCGCCAAUGGGCUAUGGAGCUUGGAGGAAAGAAAUCUUCAUAUAAACCACCUUGAACUCAAAGCGGCUUUAUUAGCCUUGAAAUGCUUUGCUGCGGAUCUAAGGAAUACUGACAUUCUAAUGAUGGUCGACAAUACAACGACAAUGGCGUACAUAAAUAAAAUGAUAGGUGUUCGAUAUUCUGGUCUUCAUAGGUUAGCUUGCGAACUAUGGAAUUGGUGUGAAGUUCGAAAAUUAUGGGUUUAUGCUUCGUACAUCCCAUCAGAAGAAAAUGUCGAAGCUAAUCGAUCAUCAACAAUCGACAAUUCAGAUGCAGAGUGGGAAUUAGCAGACUAUGCGUUUCAAAACAUAGUUAAAAGAUUUGGAAAGUUAGAAAUCGACUUAUUUUCUUCUCGAAUAAAUAUCAAAUGUGAGACCUAUUGUCCAUGGAAAAGAGAUCCAGAAGCUUAUGCAUUUGAUGCCUUUACAAUUAGCUGGUCUGACUGGAUAUUUUAUGCUUUCCCUCCAUUUGCCAUAAUUACUAAAGUAAUAAAGAAAAUUAAGGAUGAUAAAGCUGAGAGUAUUUUAGUUGUACCUCACUGGCCUACCCAGGUUUGGUUUCCAGUUUCCAAAAAAUUAUCAUUAGGGGACUGGAUUUGGUUUGAAGCAGAUCCUAAUCUUUUAAAUUCUUCUUGUAGAUUACGGCAUCAUCCUCUGGCUGCAAGACUUACCCUGGUUGCCGCGAGGCUAUCAGCUAAGCAUUGUUAA
Molecule: messenger RNA, 2700 nt
Organism: Chelonus insularis
Lineage: Eukaryota; Metazoa; Arthropoda; Insecta; Hymenoptera; Braconidae
Exons: 6
Coding region: 1-2700 (899 amino acids)
Source: RefSeq, a predicted model, not a curated record